GCCACUGCCUGCGAUCAUCACUUUUUCGUUUGGAACAAGCUUGGCACAUGGGGCUGCCGCUGGAAGACGUGCUCGAGGCCAUGGACGUCGAUGUUGACGCAGCGACGACCGACGCGGCGACGGCCAAAGCCAUUGCAGAGAGCCCAACGCUGACGCAGGCGGCGACGAACCCGGUCUUUACCGCCGUCUUGCGCAACUUUGACUUCAAGCGCAGCGCGGCCGAGAUUGUGGCGCACUGCGCGUGCAGUGGCGUCGUCGACAUUGUGCGCUGUCACAUACGCACGCCACAGCCCAAAACGCCGCGCAAGAAGACGGCGAUCGUGUCGGUCGCGUCGCGCCUCGGGUUGGAGCGGCUGCUGCAACUCGACAAGACGCACUGGGACAAGCGCCCGUUGUACGUGCGUGAGAGCAAGGACCCGGCGCUGGCGGCGCUUGUGCACGACACACUCUCGCGCCGGUUUGCAGCCGCUUCGUUUCACAUUGUGCCAUCGAUCGAGACGGCUGAGAUGGUCCCACCGCGGUUUUCGGCCACGCGAGACGUAGCCUUUCUCUGCAACGGGCGGAGCGCCGACGCCUUCUCGAUCGAGUUUGACGCGCACCGUGUGACGUUCAAGGUGGCGUCGGUCGCGACCUGCAGCGUUGGCACGGACGAGGCGGGCGACACGGUUAUCUGGCUCACGCUUCGCCGCGCACCGUUUGUCUUUCGAUCCGGCGACACCGAUGACAACCCGUUUUCGAGUCUGUUUGCGGACUUUGGGCGCCUCUUGCAGCCAUCAACGCUCUGGGAGCGCGAUGCCAGCGGCUGCAAGGACACGGGCGAGUGGGUGCGCUGCGUGGACCCGUCGCCGGCCAAGGCCUUUGGCAUGUACCUCUGCUACCAGCUCGUCUUGACGUCAUCCUCGCCGAGCGACGUCCUCGACGUGCUUCGACGCAUGGGUCUCGAGCACGUGGCAUUCGCUGAAGCAACGCUGCCGCGCCUCCCGCCCGCGCCGUCGCUGAGAUUGCCAGAGUCGGACUGGAGCGGCGGCUUUGAUGCGCUCUUGGCGCCGCUCUCGGAGGCGAUGCGGUACGCUCUGCACGUGCUUGUCAGCAACCACGUGAUUGUGUUGACGCACGCCGCCCAAGUCUCGGCGCUUGUUGCUGCGCUGCUCGCAUCGACCGUCUCGGCUGCGGCCAUUAUGCGGCUGGCGCACUGGCGCCACCGGCGCACGUCGUCGGCGUGGCGCAAGCUCUUGGCGACGAUCGAGGCACCGCCGCCGCCGCCACGACCGGAUCCACCAAGUGUCGUCCGGGUCCGGCGCGUGCUCGUGACGCCCUUGCGCAUUGUUGUCGACGUGCCCGACCUCGAUGCGUCCAACCGCGUCCUGCGUCUCUACGCUACGCACCUCGACCGCUUUGUCCGCGCGACCUUUGUCGACGAACACUAUGGGUCAGUGCACCGCGUCAAGCGCGAUAUACCCCACCGGAUCGCGUCGAUUGUGAGAGAUGGCUUGUACAUUGCGGGCAACCACUAUGUGUUUCUUGGCUACUCGAACGCGCAGCUGCGCAGCCAAAGCGCCUGGUUCUACAAUGCGCCAAACGACGCGUCGGCCCCCAGCGUGGCUGCCAUUCACGCGUCGCUUGGCGAUUUUCUGGCGAUUCCGACAGUCGGCAAGCGCGGUGCGCGGCUCGGCCAAGCGUUUAGUGGCACGGCCACCGCGGUCGUCGUGCCCCUGUACGAGACGCGCACCGUGCCCGACAUUGAGCGCAACGGCUACUGCUUUUCCGACGGCGUCGGCACCAUCUCGGUGGCCUUGGCCAAAACGGUGGCGCACGCGCUGCAGCUCGAGACCAUCCCGUCGGCCUUCCAGAUUCGGUACGGCGGGUACAAGGGCGUCUUGUCGGUCGACCCGCUGCUGUGUGGCAAUGUGCGCAUGGCGCUGCGCCCGAGCAUGCGCAAGUUUGAGUCGUCGCACUGCGCGCUCGAGAUUUGCUCGACGGCGUCGCGUAUGAGCUGCUACUUGAACCGCCAGCUCAUUUCGGUGCUGUCGGCGCGCGGCGUCCAUGACACGGCGUUUCUAGCGCUCUACGACGCCAUGCUCUCGAGCCUCGACGCGUGCCUCGGGAGCGCGGUCGCGGCGGCGCAGCUCGUGGCCACCCACGACCCGAGCAGUCCCGUUGCCAAGCUCUUGGCGGCCGGCGUCGGUCUCGACGACCGCUACGUGUUUGAGUGGAUUGGUGUGCUUCGGAGUCGGCUACUGCGCAACGUGGAGCUCAAGGCGCGCAUUUUGGUCCCGAACGGCGUCAACCUCGUGGGCGUUGUCGAUGAAACGAGGUCGCUGCCAGCGCACACUGUGUUUUUCCAAACCCGCGGCGAGACGCCGGCGUUUGGGUCGACGAUUGCGGUCGGCCGGUGUCCGUGUCUGCACCCGGGCGACAUUCAGUGCCUCACGCUCGUCGAUGCGCCGGCCUUGCGCCACUUGUACGACGUGCUCGUGUUUUCGUCGGCCGGCGACCGCCCGGACCCCGACACGAUGGCCGGUGGCGACCUCGACGGCGAUGUCUACUUUUGUAUUUGGGACGAGCGACUGCUGCCGACGACGACGUACCCGCCGAUGGAGCCCGGGGUCGCAGCGACGCCACCGACGUCGGUGGACCCGACCAUGAACGCGAUUGGUCGGUUCUACGUUGACUACCUCAUGAACGACAACCUCGGGCAAAUUGCCAACACGCACGUUGUGCUCUGCGACCUAAGUCCUCACGGCGCGUGCGACCCGCUCGCGCUCGCGUUUGCGUCGGCGCACGCGGUCGCGGUCGACUACGCCAAGUCGGGCAUCCCCGCGUCGAUUCCCAAGUACCCGCCGAUGGAUGUGUACCCCGACUUUAUGGACAAGCCCGACAAGGGCGUGUACGAGUCGACCAAAGUCCUCGGGCAACUGUACCGCCGCGCCAAGACUGCGCGGCUCUAUGAGCCCACGUGCGACGCCAAGAUGCUCCGCUGCCUCGCGCCCGGGUUUGAAAUGUACCAAGCCGACGCGCUCGAGAUGUUUGUCGACUACACGUCGGCGCUCUAUGACGUGGCGACGCGGUUUGAAGUCGCGACCGAAGCCGAGCUUGUCUCGGGCUACGUGCGGCACCUCUCGGCCAAGGUCUGUCGCACGCGCGGCGCCAAGGCCAGUGACGACACGCUCGAGCGCCUCCGCCUCGCUGUCCGCCGCGUCCAACAAGAGUUUACCGACGUGUUUUGGGCCGAGUUUACCGAGCCCAACGACGACGAUCUUCGUGUGCUCCAGAAGGCGUCGGCGUGGUAUCACUGCGCGUACACGUAUGUGUGGCCGACGGGGCAUGCACCGUACUUGAGCUUUGGCUGGCUCGCGCUCGGGCCCAUGUGCCACCUCGUGCGCGCCAGCCAGUAGUGCCGACUCGUUGUAUGUCGAGAGAAGAACCCAAAUGCGUGCAGA
Saprolegnia diclina VS20 is the source of this 3440-nucleotide messenger RNA. RefSeq lists its product as hypothetical. NCBI's taxonomy places the organism in Eukaryota, Oomycota, Saprolegniomycetes, Saprolegniales, Saprolegniaceae. Gene Ontology annotation, biological process: siRNA processing. Bases 48 to 3395 code for a protein of 1115 amino acids. The record is from RefSeq and is a predicted model, not a curated record. The transcript is spliced from 2 exons. Gene Ontology annotation, molecular function: RNA-directed RNA polymerase activity. Gene Ontology annotation, cellular component: nuclear RNA-directed RNA polymerase complex.